AUGGACGUUACGCCCGCCAAUCCUCUGGGACAGUGGAUUUCUUGGGCCCUACGCUCCUGUGGUUCCAUUCGUCCGGCUCGUGAAGAUACUCUUCCUACUUGGGACAGCAUGGCGGAGUACGAUGAGGCCGGGCACACCAUGAGGCCGUCGAGGGUGUUGUCGUCGGUUUUCCAGUCCAUGGCCGAAGAAGACCCUGCCGCGUCGAGAACUUUCUACUCAACCUCCUCUCCCAGUGCCACGUCUGUCCCCCGUUCGACGUCCGCAUCGGCUCGUGCGGCUGCCGCUGCUUUUGUGGCUGCCUCCGCUUCUGCGGCUGCCUCCGCCUCUGGCAUUGGGGUGUCUCGCUCGGUUACUAUCGGCGCCACUUCACCACCCUCUAUGUCGGCCACAGUCAACCCCACUGCCGCUAGCGGACACGGAGGCGUUGACCAGGCUAGGAACAUUGAGGCCGGGGUGGACAACGUUGUUAACAAGGCGAUCGACGAAGCGGAGGAGAGGAAGGCCGGCAGCAUUGUGGACACGAAGAAUGAGAUCGACGAUAACGGUGAGCACGACGAGGAUGAAGGCAAUGUCGCGACGUACUAA
This is a messenger RNA of Ectocarpus sp. CCAP 1310/34, 585 nucleotides long. NCBI's taxonomy places the organism in Eukaryota, Phaeophyceae, Ectocarpales, Ectocarpaceae. The record is from the annotation of a GenBank genome assembly.